AUGGGUAUUAACGGUCCAGAACCAGUUGAUGACACUUCUGAUUCGGAAUUUGUUGUUUUAAAUAGUGAAGGAAAUAGGAAUGGAAAUCUUGAAAUGAAUGAGUCUAUGCCAACCUUAUAUUCUGACAUUAAUAACAGUGAGGAUACUACUGAUUUACAGACGGAGGUGACAAACAGUAACGUUGAUAAUAAUAUAGAUCAUAAUCAAAUAGGGCUUUCUCAGGACAUUACGAAUCUUAAUACCCCAUAUAUAAAUCAACAAACGGAAGAGGAGGAAUGUGAACAAUAUAUUUCUGAUCACCUUACUUUAACCCAGAUCUCAAAAAAUAGACCUACUCUAAGAAAUCGUCAUAGUACAUCAAUACAUGGGUCAUCCAAACCAUUAAAAUCAAAUAUUUCAACAGGUCUGUCCUCAGGGAUAUCAUUAUCAUCAUCCUCAGCGGGGGAGGGCAGUAGUCGUAGUGUUAAAGGAAGUCCCAAUUGUAAAAUUAAUGGCAGUAAUAACAUAAAUAAUAAUGGUUCAGAAUAUGAGUGUAAUAUAUGCUUUGAUACAGCAUCAGCACCAGUUCUCACACUUUGUGGGCAUCUAUUCUGUUGGCCCUGUCUUCAUCAAUGGCUAGAAGCGCAAUCACAAAAUCCCUUAUGUCCAGUUUGUAAAGCAGGGUGUGGGCAAGAUAAAGUAAUUCCAAUAUAUGGACGUGGAAAAGAGGCGAAAGAUCCUAGAAAAAAUGCAGAUAUUCCAAAUCGUCCUGCUGGUCAAAGACCACAACCACAACGUGAUAUAAACCAACCUGGAACCCAGUUCUUUCCUGGGUCUUCUUUUCAUUCCGCUGCGUUUGGUCCACAUUUUUCAAUUUCAGCCGGCACAAUAUUUCCAACAUUGUUUGGUGCGCAAUUUGUAAGCCCGUUGUAUAAUCUAUAA
Molecule: messenger RNA, 921 nt
Organism: Cetraspora pellucida
Lineage: Eukaryota; Fungi; Glomeromycota; Glomeromycetes; Diversisporales; Gigasporaceae
Source: the annotation of a GenBank genome assembly